Sander lucioperca (pikeperch) is the source of this 5204-nucleotide messenger RNA. It is a transcript of the gene bcan, whose product is annotated as brevican. Gene Ontology annotation, biological process: cell adhesion. Bases 282 to 4115 code for a protein of 1277 amino acids. The record is from RefSeq and is a predicted model, not a curated record. NCBI's taxonomy places the organism in Eukaryota, Metazoa, Chordata, Actinopteri, Perciformes, Percidae. The transcript is spliced from 16 exons. Gene Ontology annotation, molecular function: hyaluronic acid binding.
CAGUUUCUCCUCUCUUCACCUCCUCUGCUCUCAGCGGUAGGAGCAGACACAAAUCAAAGCCCAGUUUCUGUCUGUCCCAGUCUCUGGGUCUGCCUCUGUCUCUGUCUAUCCCAGUCUCUGCCUCCGUCUCUGUCCCAGUUUGCGCCUGUCCCAGUCUCUGUCUCUGAGAGGCUGCUGAAGGACUUUGAGUCGUUCAACCGUCCGACCUGUGCACCUGCAUCCUCUGAGGCUUCCCGAGGACACCAACAACUCCUGCAGCUCCGCACUGACAGCUGAGCCUGAUGAUGGAAAUGAAACUGGAGGUGUUUCUACCUGUGCUGCUGUGUGCCAUCUGUCUCCUCGUCCGGCCGUCGUCCUCUACCCACCACCAGGAGUCAGAUGACUCGAAGCUCCUCCAGGUGACCAUCCCCGCCGCCCCACCUGUGGCCGCUGUGCUGGGCGGCUCUUUGAUGUUACCCUGCCUGGUGUCUCUGGCACACCCGCCGCCUUCCCCCUCCACCAACGGCCGCCACGCCGUGCUGUCCCUCCCACGGGUCAAAUGGAGCGUGCUGACUCAUGGGCGCGAGGCAGAGAUCCUGGUGGCCCGCGGCGACAGGGUGCGAGUCAGCGAGGCAUACAAGGACCGAGCCUCGCUGCUCCAUUAUGCCUCGUCCCCCGCCGACCUCACGCUGCGGCUGGAUAACCUGAGACAGAACGACACUGGCUUCUACCGCUGCGAGGUGCAGCAGGGCCUGGAGGACGCCGACGACGUGGCUCAGGUCAAAGUCAAAGGGGUGGUGUUCCAUUAUCGUGAUGCAUCCAGCCGCUACGCCUUCACCUUUGAGCGAGCCAGAGAGGCCUGCGAGGAGAUCGGGGCUCAGAUUGCCACUCCGGAGCAGCUCCUGGCCGCCUACCACAGCGGAUACGAGCAGUGUGACGCCGGCUGGCUCUCAGACCACUCAGUGAGAUAUCCCAUCCAGAUGCCAAGAGAGGGCUGUUUUGGGGACAUGGAUGGAUUGCCGGGAGUGAGGAACUAUGGACUGUUAGAGCCUGAUGAGCUGUAUGACGUCUACUGCUACGUGGAGAAUAUCGAUGGUGAGGUGUUUCAUGGCUCCGCCCCCAAGCGCUUCACCUUCUCGGAGGCCAAGGCCUACUGUCUGAGUCACGGGGCCGAGCUGGUCACCACGGCUCAGCUGUACGCAGCCUGGAACGACGGACUGAACCUCUGCAGUCCGGGCUGGCUGGCAGACGGGAGCGUGCGCUACCCCAUCGUCACCCCCAGAGAGCGCUGUGGAGGCGGCGAACCGGGGGUCCGAACUGUCUAUCGCUACAGCAACCAGACGGGCUUCCCCGAGGUUCACACUCGACACGAUGUCUACUGCCUCAAAAGCAAUAACGGCGCUUACACAGAAUCUCCUCAGGAUUUCCUCGCCACUAAACCAGGGAACAUUGGCCAGGACAUUGUUUUCUUAACUAGUCCUGCAGAGGAGGAGUUCGGCCGGCGCGAGGCGACGGUGAAGGGGGGCGAAGAGGUCCAACGUGCCCGCAUGGCCAAUCCUGUUCAGCAGAGCCACAUGGAGGCUCAGGCCGUCACAUUGAGUUAUGACAAGCAACCAUUCACGGUAGACAUUCGGGAGUCUGUCACUCCUCCAUCUGAGCAUAAAGAGCACUUGUCCACAGAGAAGAGUACCUGGGAAGUCAUAGAAAAGGCCAGCCACACAGAGAACUAUCAGCCAGCAUCGGAAGAAAACACAGACGCAGAUCAUGAAGAGUCUGACACGUUUCCAACAAAUUCUCCAAAGGCAGAUGGUGUCCUAACAGUUGAUGAAGACUCCACUUUACCCACAAAUGAUGCGACAAUUCCAGCGAGCGCAGAGCCCUCAGAGCAUCAUAUUUCUGUGACUGAAAGCCUGGGUACGACAACUGUUAAUGCAACAUCUGGAGCUGAUGCAAACGAGGCCCUCAGCAGCUCUCUGGAAGUUCCUCAGGAGGGCGACCUUCCUCUUCUACAAGAGGACCACACUACAGAUGCUCACCUGGAUCUCACUUCUGAAGCCCAGCACGUCUACACGAGCACAUCUUACAAGGUUUCUGGGCAGCCAGAAGAGGCCAGCGCUGGUUCUGCCGAGGAGAUAUCAGCGGUGACGUCUUCACCCCACACCGAGGAAACAGAUGUUUACUCCACCACCCCGCUGCUGCCGUCUUUUGAUCACAGUAUGCCUGAGAACCAUCAGGCAGAAGAGGAGUCUGGAGAGGAGAGUGUAAACCCUCUUCUAGAUGGGGCAACACAAACCUCAGUGACUCAAAGUUUGGUUGGCAUGGACACCUCUGCACCCUCUGAACUGGCCCCUAGGUCUGAUUCAGGUUCUGAUCACACCGCAGAGCCCUCAGGUGUAACCGUGGAGUCAUCCCCCCCGGUCCGGCAUGAUGAUGAGGACUCCAGUAGCACUUCACAGGAGACCGUUUCAGAUGAUCCAACCGACCACAGUGGACACGUUAACCCUGCAGAAACCCCGACAGCAGAGGUCUUCACAGUCACAGAGGACUCCAGUGUAAACGCCCCGGUCCUGAACAGUGAUCCCGUCACCUUGUUGACAUCGCCUGUGUCUGUAACCCCGUCUCUUCCUUCUGUGGAGGUUGAAGCCAGCUCCCCAGAGAUAACAACCUUCAUACCCGAAAGCAACACUCCAUCUGGGGCCGAACCUCUGGUUCAGGGCAAACUCGAACGGGAGGUAUUACGAGAAAGCCCAGAGGUAUUCUUCAACAAAACCACAAAUAUCACAGACAGCGAUCCGGAGGGGAGGGAACAAGAUUCCAGAGAGGAAUCGGGUGAAUCGUCAGGAGGAAGCGCAGAGCUGACAAAUCCGACUCUGUCAACGGACCACACGUCUGCGGGAACGGACGGCGAGGAUGCCACUGAUGCACCUCAUCCAGCAGAUGUAAAAAUCACUCUGAUCCCUCAUGUGACUCUCACACUGGGCUGGGAACCAGAGGCUUCUUCUUCGUCCUCCACAGCGCAGGAGUCUCGCUCCGAUCUGGAGUACAGCGCAGAGCCUCCUUUGGCUAACGGAUCUGAAGACGUCUCUAAGGAGCCAGAAGUGACUGAGAUCCCCACCAGCGGCAUCACUGAACAUGGAUCAUCAGAGGGAGGUGCGGGGCAGACCAGCACAGAGGAGCCUUCAGUUAAGGUAUGCACAUGGCAUCUGGAUAAUGAGGAGGAAAGCUCCGGUCGGACGCUCAGCAGCGACAGCAGUGAUGUGACAAUCACCGCUCCCACCAUGUUCCCAGAGUACUCUGCCGUGGCUGCCAACGUUGCUGCAGGAUCAGGAGGCAUUUCAGCUGCAGACUCCUGCCUGGACAACCCGUGUUUGAACGGAGGCACUUGUGUCGACGGGGAAUCACCAAGCUGCGCGUGCUUACCCGGUUACGGAGGAGACUUGUGCCAGAAAGACCUGGAGGUGUGUGAGCCCGGCUGGGAGAAGUUUCAGAGCUUUUGUUAUCAUCACUUUUCCAAGCGGCAGAGCUGGGAGGCCGCGGAGCAGCACUGCCGCAUGUGUGGCGGACAUCUUCUUUCCGUCAUGACCCCCGAGGAGCAGGACUACAUCAACGACAAAUACAGAGAAUAUCAGUGGAUUGGACUGAACGACAGAACCAUCGAGGGAGACUUCCGCUGGUCGGACGGGAAUCCUCUGCUCUACGAGAACUGGUUCAAAGGGCAGCCUGAUAGCUACUUCCUGUCAGGCGAGGACUGUGCGGUGAUGGUGUGGCACGACGGAGGCCGCUGGAGCGACGUACCGUGCAACUACCACCUCUCCUACACCUGCAAGAAGGGCGUCUCAUUGUGUGGCGAGCCCCCCAAAGCUCCCAACGCUAAGGUGUUUGGGAAGAAGCGGUUGCGUUACGAGACCAACACCAAGGUGCGGUAUUACUGUGAGGAGGGCUUUGUGCAGAAACUGAACCCUGUAAUCAAGUGCCUGCCCGGCGGCCAAUGGGAAGAGCCUCUGAUCACCUGCAUCCCAACCCAUUCGAUGGAAGAAGACUCAGUGACCUCUCUUCCUCUCCAGCACGAGGAGGUCAUGGGCACGGCCACAGAGAAAGCAGCGCCGCUGUUCUGGGACAUUAAGUGGAACGUCUAAAGCCAUUAUGCCUUUUUUUUCUUCUUUUUCUUUAAAAAAAAAAUAUUUCACCUCCUCUUUUCCCCAUUUUCUUGUGUCUCAAAAGACUUUCCAGUCCAGUUUCUACAUUACAGUAAGUUGAACUGUAGAAAUCUAAUCUUUCAUAUUAAAAUCAUCUCAAGGCUACAGUUCCUACAGUCAUGGAAAAAUCUGGAAAACGUGCUUUAAUCCAAAUACUUGUUUUUCAGUAAAGUGAUGCAUGUCGUAAAGGUUAUGGGAGCUUAAAGUGAAUUUGGACAGUUAAAAAAAAGCUACCGUAAACCUGAAUGUCUCUUAAUUUAGAGAUCUCUGAAAAACAAUGCCACCCAAAAUAGCUUUCAUAUGAAGCAGUUAUAUCAAGAGAUAAGAGAGGAUUCUCCACACGGUUCAAACACUCAACAGUGGGCUUUUAUCAGCAGACAACCCUUUGAUUCAACAUCCAUCUUCCUGUUAUUCUUAUUAUUUUUUUUUAUCUCCGGACACUUUGUAAGACCCUCUCUUUUAUCUUUUGUCUUUCACAAAGAAGGAAAACUUUUAUGCAAGACGACAUGUUUUAUGUGAGACGGUCAUAUAAACGACCUGGAAUCGAAUUAACAAAAUGCAUAUGUACCCUGAAGUUUUCUUUACAGGAACUCAUAUAUCAACAUCAACAUCAGAAUAUGUUAAUAUUUCAGAGACACUUCUUAUUAAUCCUGUUAAUGUAUCAGUCUGUAAGAGCCUAAAUAAACCAAAUGAAAUAACAGUAUACAGUAUAGGGCUAUUAAGGGAUCCAUUCAUAUUUAAAAACAAAUAUAAUUCUGUCCUUUGCAGCAUAUUUACAUUACAUUACUCCAAUAAAAUAACAGUUACCUGCAGUAAGCUUUAGCUUUAAGUGAAGAUUGUCAAAAUGAAAAUCAGCCUGUUCAGUGACAAUGUUGAAUUAAUGAAUUUGACUGCGAGCGUGAUACAUGCCGUAUUUUAACACAGUAUAUAUAACAGACUGCCGUUGAUGAUAGUUUUGCAGCGUGUGAAUUCAUUCUCAGCGUCAUCUAAUCUGACAUUCACUGUAGCCUGUUGUACUUAAAAUCUGGA